Messenger RNA from Camellia sinensis, 1203 nucleotides. NCBI's taxonomy places the organism in Eukaryota, Viridiplantae, Streptophyta, Magnoliopsida, Ericales, Theaceae. The record is from RefSeq and is a predicted model, not a curated record.
AUGACCGUUAAUUUGAAAUUUGGAGAUCUUAGUGGCUUCAAAUCUCCAUCUCAGAUAGGAAGGUUGCAAUAUCUACAAGUGCUGCGGUUGAUAGAGGCAGACCAAAGCAGUGAAGGUGGGAUUAGUAUAGUGAAAGAGCUGGGGAGGCUAACCCAACUAAGGGAGUUAGGCAUUGGGAAUUUAAGAAGAGAAGAUGGGGUGAUUUUGUGCUCUUCCAUUGAGAAGCUCAGCAAUCUUCGCGUAUUAAUUGUAUUGUCAACAAAAGAGGAUGAGAUCCUUGAUCUGCAAUCUCUGUCUGCAGUUCCUCGAUUUCUUCAAGAGUUAUACUUGGAUGGACGUUUGGAGAAAUACCAUGAUAAAUAUGGUAUACUAGAGCAAGGCUCAAGGUCCAAUGUUGUUAACAAUUCAUGGUAUGAUUAUCGUGGUGAUGCACUUCUACUCGAAGAAGCAAAGCUAGUGGGCAUCGAAAUGCCCAAAAGACAAUUGAUGGAGUGGCUAGUCGAGGGAGAUUCUGGGUUGAAAGCGGUUUCAGUGGUGGGAAUGGGGGGAUUAGGCAAAACCACCCUGGUGAAAAAAGUCUACGAUGAUGCAACGGCGAAGAAACAUUUUGACGGCCACGCUUGGCUCAUUGUUUCCGAGUCAUUAAGGGCUGAGGAUCUCCUGAAGGACAUGAUUCAACAACUCUUUGAAGAAAUCAUGCAACCAGUCCCUGUUGGAGUUGAAACUAUGAGCAUCAAUAGGCUAAAAUGUCUAGCUAAUGAUUUUCUGCAGCAAAGGAGGUACGUGGUUGUUUUCGAUGAUGUUUGGAAUGUCAAUGCUUGGGAGGCUAUCAAACAUGUGCUGCCUGACAACAAUUGUGGUAGCCGUGUCAUUCUCACAACUCGUUUCACCCAUAUAGCUUCUACCUGUUGCGAAGAAACUAAUGGUCAUGUUUAUGACUUGAUGCCGUUGUCCCAAGAGGAGUCUUGGACGCUGUUUUGCAACAAGACUUUUCGAGGGAACUUAUGCCCUCCAAACCUGAAGCAAAUUUCUCUUCGAAUCUUAAAAAGAUGUGAGGGAUUGCCACUUGCAAUUGUAGCCAUAAGUGGUGUAUUGGCUACAAAGGACAGGAGCAGAAUAGACGAAUGGGAAAUGCUUUAUCGCAGCCUUGGUGCCGAAUUAGAGGGCAAUGACAAAAUAGAGUUGGAUUUUCCUCAGGAUUAA